AUGACGGACAAUAUUUUCAAGGUUGGUCAAUACUUACUCUUUCCAAAUCGUUCAAACUCUCGUCAUAAUGGCGGCGAUACUGAUACUUCUAUUCGUGCUAUCGAUGCCCAUCUUGGUGUGGAAUAUAAUUGUAAAAUAUUAUCGAUUGAACAAUUUCAUCAGUACAUGAUACUCCUUGAUCAGUUACCUGCUCAUCCGAGUAUCAAUCGCAUUGUACAAGUUGUACUUGGUAGAAGAUACGCUUAUCUCUUUUAUGAUCGCCAUUGCGACGAUCUUUAUUCCUAUAUUCGCAAAAAUGGUUGUAUUAACGAAGAGGAUUGCCUUUCUAUCUUUCGUCAAAUUGUUCAAGUUGUUGCUCAUUGCCAUAAACAUGGCAUUAUAUUGAACGAUUUAAAGCUACGAAAAUUCCUUUUUAUGGAUACUAAUAGGGAUACUAUCGUCAUCGAUGGUUUAGAAGAUGGUUGUAUACUUGUUGACCCAAACGAUAAGCCAUCAAUCAAACAUCGAUGCCCAGCUUAUGUCGCACCGGAAAUGCUGCAACCUGGAGGCUAUUAUUCUAGUAAAAGUGCUGAUAUUUGGAGUUUAGGCGUCAUGUUUUACACAAUGGUUGUUGGUAAAUAUCCCUUCCAAGAUACCGAUCCGAAUAAGCUAUUUGAAAAAAUUCGUAACUGCACUUAUGAUUUACCAGAUACUAUCUCCGCGAAAUCGAAAUGUUUGAUUAAAGCUUUGCUACGGCUCCAGCCUGAGCAACGAUUAACAGCAGAAGCUAUCUUACAACAUCCAUGGUUGUAUGCUAAGAGCUUUACAUUUUACACACCCAUAAAUCUCAUUGACAGGAAAGGAUCUGAUCAAACAGUUCCUGAUUCAUUAAUGAGUGACGAUGAUAAUACUUUGUAUCAUCCAUAG
Trichoplax adhaerens is the source of this 906-nucleotide messenger RNA. RefSeq lists its product as uncharacterized. Gene Ontology annotation, molecular function: ATP binding; mitogen-activated protein kinase kinase binding; protein kinase activity. Bases 1 to 906 code for a protein of 301 amino acids. Lineage: Eukaryota; Metazoa; Placozoa; Uniplacotomia; Trichoplacea; Trichoplacidae. Gene Ontology annotation, cellular component: nucleus. The record is from RefSeq and is a predicted model, not a curated record. Gene Ontology annotation, biological process: protein phosphorylation; regulation of MAP kinase activity; positive regulation of proteasomal ubiquitin-dependent protein catabolic process. The transcript has 2 exons.